AUGUCUGACGGCAUCGCUCCAGCUGUUGACAAAGUCGAGCUCCCCAUCAUCGGCGACACCAAGGCGCCCGAGGAUGCGAAGCCCGCACAGGAGCCCCCAAGCGCCGCCGACGCCCCCAAGGAGUCCCAUAAGCCCCCGCAUGCCGUUGAAGUCCAGUCCGUCCCCGAGACUCCCGUCAACGCGUCAACUCCGGCAAAUGGAUCACCGCGGCCGGAGCUGCCAAUCUCUGCCGAGCCAGAAGAGUCUGAGAAGCCAAAGGAAGACCCUGUCCCCAUCACCGAGGUUCAGGAGCCGCUGCCGACGCCUUCGGCUUCUGCGCCGGGAAGUGAUGUCGGACCUGAUUCCAUUGUUGACAAGCCCGUGACUCCCAAUGGCGAGUCGAAGCCUGCCGAGCUGAUGGCCGGCGCUCUUCAGACGGGCAACGCAGAGGACAAGUCGGAGACGUCGUCAACGGCGGCCGGGGAGAAGCGCAAGCAACCCGACACGGCUGAGGCCGUGACUGCUGCCGACGAAGCAGCGGCUGAGAAAGAAGACUCUGAAGAGAGUGAGCGAGCAGACAAAAAGGUCAAGAUCGAUGAGAACGGCAAGGCGGCCACCAACGGCGGCAGUCGUAAGCCGGGCCGCCCCAAGAAGGACAAGAAGGCCGCUCCCGUGGUGGGAAAGACCUUGCGCAAGACUCGGAGUCAAGGGCCUGUCGAGGUUUGA
Molecule: messenger RNA, 705 nt
Organism: Trichoderma reesei QM6a
Lineage: Eukaryota; Fungi; Ascomycota; Sordariomycetes; Hypocreales; Hypocreaceae
Exons: 3
Coding region: 1-705 (234 amino acids)
Source: RefSeq, a predicted model, not a curated record